Messenger RNA from Ceutorhynchus assimilis (cabbage seed weevil), 522 nucleotides. The record is from the annotation of a GenBank genome assembly. Lineage: Eukaryota; Metazoa; Arthropoda; Insecta; Coleoptera; Curculionidae.
AUGGUUCUCUCAGAUACAGUAUCACAACCCGAAGUAGAACCUGGCAUCUAUGAGUUACAGAAAAGAGAGCGUGGGAAGGUAAACGUGUUCAUAUUUGCACUAAAUGAAACUGAGGCAGAUACAAGAGAAGGCAGGAUGGAGAAGGAAAUAAAGGCAGUGAGAGAUCUUAGGAAGUCGGUGAACCCUAAUACACCUCUCGCGGAUAUUAAUACACUUCGGCUUGGCCAAUUCACACCAGGAAAAGUUAGGCCAGUCAAAGUGAUUUUCAACACGGAAGUAGAUGCAUUGUCCAUCCUCAGAUUCAAGAGUAAACUGGAUAGAACAGGAAAAUAUUUAAAAUAUGACCAAACUAAAGCACAAAGAGCAUACUUAGGCAAGGUAAUACGAGAACUUGAGGAGAGGACAGCAAAUGGUGAGAUAAAUAUCAAAAUCAAAUAUCAUAAUGGGACCCCAAAGAUCGUCAAAUUCAGAGAGGCCAUGGCAAAUGCUGGAGGCGGCCAAAAAAUUCCCAAUAAUGUCUGA